Messenger RNA from Erythranthe guttata (spotted monkey flower), 2502 nucleotides. Its product is annotated as CBL-interacting protein kinase 5. Lineage: Eukaryota; Viridiplantae; Streptophyta; Magnoliopsida; Lamiales; Phrymaceae. Gene Ontology annotation, biological process: protein phosphorylation; signal transduction. The record is from RefSeq and is a predicted model, not a curated record. Gene Ontology annotation, molecular function: ATP binding; protein serine/threonine kinase activity.
UCCUUAAAAAAAAAUAAAAAUAAAAAUAAAUAAAAGAUUUGAUCUUUACAUUAGUUGUCUGUGCCAAAGAUGUCUGCAUCGAUGUGCACCGAUAAAGAACUAAUUCCCCAAUUCAAUUCUUUCCAAGGGGUCUAAAAAAAAAAUAAAAAAAUUAAACAGGAGAGGUACCUGAAGAAAUUGAAAGAGGAAAUGGAGAAGAAAGGGAAUAUUCUGAUGCAAAAAUACGAGAUCGGAAAACUUCUCGGACAAGGCACGUUCGCCAAGGUCUACCAUGCAAGAAACCUCAAAACGGGGCAGAACGUGGCCAUCAAGAUCAUCGACAAGGAGAAGAUCGUGCGCGUCGGAUUAAUCGACCAAACGAAACGCGAGAUCGCUGUAAUGAGGCUGGUCAACCACCCGAAUGUGGUCCAUCUCUACGAGGUCAUGGCCAGCAAAUCCAAGAUCUACUUCGCCAUGGAGUACGUUCGGGGCGGCGAGCUCUUCAACAAGGUGGCUAAAGGGCGGCUCAAGGAGGAUGCCGCCCGGAAGUACUUCCAGCAGCUCAUUGCCGCCGUCGAUUUCUGCCACUCCCGUGGAGUCUACCACCGCGACCUCAAGCCGGAGAAUCUCCUCCUCGACGAAUAUGGCAAUCUAAAAGUCUCUGAUUUUGGGCUUAGUGCCCUCUUAGAUUCGAAGGGUAAAGACGGUCUUUUGCACACCACGUGCGGGACACCCGCCUAUGUGGCGCCGGAGGUUAUAAACAAACGUGGCUACGAAGGAGAAAAGGCAGAUAUUUGGUCGUGCGGGGUUAUCUUAUUCGUGCUUUUAGCGGGUUAUCUUCCUUUUCAAGAUUCGAAUCUCAUGGAACUGUAUCGGAAAAUUAGCAGAGGAGAAUUCAGAUGCCCGCAGUGGUUCCCACCUGAAGUCAAGAAGCUUCUAUCGAGAAUUCUUGAUCCGAACCCGUCUGCGAGAAUAUCCGUUUCGAGGAUCAUGGAGAAUUCGUGGUUCAGAAAAGGGUUCAAGCGGGUCGACCCAGAUCCGGAUCUUGAUACGGGCGGGGCGAUGGAGGAUGAUUCGCCCCGGAGCAUUUUCGAGAUAGUGGACUCCGAUUCGGAGCCUUGUUCGAGGAAGAAAGAGGAUGUCUCGCCCAAACCCCACUACAUGAACGCUUUCGAUAUCAUAUCGCUUUCCCAAGGUUUCGACCUUUCCGGAUUGUUCGAGAAGGACCUGAGCAAUUCGCGGGCCCACGCCUGGUUCACCACCCAAGUGCCGCCGGAUGUGGUGGUUUCGAGGCUGGAGGAGCUGGCGGACACGGAGAGCUUCAAAAUCAAGAUGAAGGAUGGGGUGGUGAAGAUGCAAGGCAGCAGAGGUGGUAGGAAAGGACAGCUGGCGAUCGAUGCGGAGAUUUUCGAGGUUACGCCUUCGUUUCAUAUGGUGGAGGUGAAGAAAACUGCGGGCGAUACAUUGGAGUACGUGAAGUUUUGCGAUCAAGAAUUGAAGCCUUCGCUCAAGGAUAUAGUGUGGAGUUGGCAAAGUUACGAGGACGAGUUGCAGCAGAAGCAGCCCCUGCAAGAAGAAGGAGUCGAUUAGUUUUUUAGAGCUAAUUGUGCUGCAGAAAGCAGGAGGAGGUGGUUUUCGAUUUCCCCGAGUGCUAAUAAUAAGUCUUUCAGACCUAAAUGCGUUACGAAUUUUCGUUUUGCAUUUCCUCUGUUACUGUUCGAUUCUCCUGAAUCUAAUAUUAUUAGAUUGAAUGGUGGGGUUUUGCAUUAUAUGUUUAAAAUUAAGAAAGCAACAGAAAGGUGACUAGUUAAAUGCACUGUCCUGAAUUCACAUGCUUAUGUCCUGAAUAUUAAAUGUAAGAAAAAUGAAACGAUACCAUAAGAUCCUGAGGACCACCUGAGGAAGCAAUUUCUGACAUGAAUUAUUGAUACGGAGUAGGUAAUUAUAUUCAUAUCGAUUAUGUAUACACGUAUAUAUGAGGAAUAUAUCAUAUCGACCUGUAUAUGGAAAAUAAACUCCCCUAAUAUAAUAAUUCGAAGAAAUUUUGUCUAUCUUGCUUGUCCUAUUUCUGUUGUAGUGUAGUUAAAUCGUAUUGCUGUUCCACUUGUCGUAAUUGAUUAAUUCGAUAAACCAAGGAAUCAAUAACGAGCAACUACAACCAUAGUUACAGCCUGUAGCUUCCAUUGCACAACUUUUAAAUCAGGUUAAGAUUAUUUCCAAUUUGAUCACCACGUGAAUACGUGUUUAUCGAGAAAACCCAAACAUAUUGUAAUAAAUCUAAGUGGAAGAGAUCCAGAAUUACAGAAUCUUCCGACGACUUAUUUCCAUACUAAAGUUGUUAUGCACUGUGUCAUAAAGAAACAUAGAGACGAAUAGGUAAGGAACUCGACGACAUUCGUUAAUGUGAAGGCGGCAAAUUUAUCUAUUUUAUUUACCACUGAAAAAUCAAAUGUACACAACUCAUCAACAAGCCAAACAAUAUCACUGUGCAUUUAUUCCCUAACACGAUAUAACAGAAUCGAC